This is a messenger RNA of Paramecium tetraurelia, 2904 nucleotides long. RefSeq lists its product as uncharacterized. The record is from RefSeq and is a predicted model, not a curated record. Gene Ontology annotation, molecular function: sterol binding. NCBI's taxonomy places the organism in Eukaryota, Ciliophora, Oligohymenophorea, Peniculida, Parameciidae. Gene Ontology annotation, cellular component: membrane; cytosol; intracellular membrane-bounded organelle. The transcript is spliced from 4 exons.
AUGAAUUCCGACGAAAUGGAGAAAUUACAACCAAUGUUCAAUCGUAUUUCUAGAGUUUCACAAAAGCCAUCAACUCAGAGAGCAAUACCAAUUAAAUUUGUCUAAAAGAUGGAACUACUUUAGAAUUCGCUUCUUGAUCCAACUCUGGAACUCAAUUCAUUGGACUACGAUUAACUAACAUUUGACGAAUUAAAUUAAUUAUUCAAACUUAACAAGGAAUCCAAAAUUGAAUUGCUGAUUAGUUUAUUCAAUCUAUUCUUCAAACAAAAGAAAGUGGUUGGUGAAAUUGAUAUUUUGGGUAAAAGUACCAUUUUAUGGUCAAGGAAAAAGAUUGAAAUUGAUCUAGACAUAAGAGAAUUGAUGAUUCAUCGACAAAAUCCAAAGGAAAAACCCUACUUAAUAGAUUUGACGGAAUUUCUAAUUAAUUACCGAGGCUAUUUAAGAGGCAGAUAUCAAUAUGAAUUAUUAUGUCGAGAUCCAAAUGCUUAGAUCAAAGACAUCAUCAUAGGGAGUGAAGAUAAGGAAGAAAUCGCUAAGUGGAUUGAAUACUUCCAAACAUGUUGCAAAUAAGAAAAUGUGGAACGAUCUAAAACAAUAAUCUUAAAAAAUGAGUUAGAAGUUGAAGCCAAGAAUUUCGAUACAAGAGACAGAUAUCGCACAGCAACCAUUAAGAGAAAGCAAGCUGAUGACACAAAGAUUACCAAAUAAAUCGCUUAGUCCAAAUCAUAAUUACAAUAUAUAGAACAUGAAGCAAUAAUUAUAGAAGAACAAAUUAUACAAGAAAAUUUACCCGUUAUUUUUGAGACUCUUAAAGAAAAGUUGAAUCUUGAAUUCCUAAUGGAUGAUCAUGACUUUUCUCUCAUUUCAUUUGAACAUUGUGCCAGGAUAAUGCAAUCAAAAUUAAACAAAAAUAAUUUUAGAGUUUAUGUGUCCCUACCAAAAACAUCCCUUGAAAUACUAAUAACCUCACUUUAUGAUCCCUAUUCCCUGAUGAAAUGGAACAAGCAAGUCAAAAAUCAAUCCAUCAUACUCUAAGCAACUCCAUUCUUAGCAUAAAUAGAAGAAAUCAGAGAACCCUUAAGUUUUAUUCAUUAACCUAGAGCCUUCAAGUUCUUGAGAUAUAUUUACCCAGUCAAAGAUUCCUUUUUCAUUAUAGAAAAAUCAUACGAAAACCAUGAAAAUGAUGGAUCUAUUGAAUGGAAUAUAAUAGGAAUUUUUAUGUAAGAUCUUCAAAGUAAAAUUAUGAUUGUUGACACUCUUGUCUAUAACAAGGGCUAUAUUACUUAACAUUAAGAUUAACAGUUAAUUUUGAAUUACAUUCAACAAUAUCAAAAUUACAAAUAAUUCUUAAAGGAAGAAAAUAGAAGGUAAUAAAUUGGUAAUGUUAAUUUACCAAUAUUUGUAAGUGAGGCCAUGAGCUUGAUUAAUAGAUAUGAACAACUUAAAAAUAAAUAAAUAAAAAGAACAUUUAAAUCCUAAGGUGUUAGAUCUGCUUAAUAAGAUUAAACUGUAUCACCAAAUUUAUCAUCUUAAACGAGCCAAUUAAAUGAUAACUUUUCUUUGGAUGGAGACAAUUAAAAUAGAGAUUCCUUUCUUUAGGAGGAUAUUCGAUCAGAAUAAUAACGAAUAACAUCAAAUCUAAAAAAUGACAAUAUAUAAUAAUUUUAUCAAAUCUCCAAAUAUACAAAAGAGUCAUUGCAUUAAUUUUUAUGUGAUAGACUUUUAGAUAUUGAACAACAAGUGCAUCAUCUUUAAUAAAUUCAUUAUUAUCAAACCAAACCGCAACACAACAUUUAAUUAGAAAGAUAUGAAAAAGAUAAGGAUGGAAAGCACUUUUUCUAUUAAUCAGAUUGGGUAUACGAUGCUUAGAAGGGCUAUUUGAAAUUUGUAAAUGAUGAAAAGUUAGCUUAAUAAAAGAAGGUCUUGUAUUAUAUCUUAUAAAAAAUUGGCCAAAGUCUACUAAGGACAAGCAUACUUCAUAUUUCUCUUCCUGUCCACAUUUUUGAGAGAAGAACUAACCUACAAAGAUUCGCUAGCUCUUUUUCUUAUGCUCCUCAUUUCUUAGAGCCUGUAGUUAAUAGUACUCCACUUGAUUAAAUGAAAGCCGCAUUAGCCUUCAUUGUAUCAAUCAAUAUAUUGUAUCUAUCCUUAGAAAAACCUUUCAACCCAAUUCUUGGUGAGACCUUUUAAUGUUGGAUUAAAGGUUGCCCCCUCUAUCUAGAACAGAUUAGUCAUCACCCACCGAUUGCUGCAUUUAUGAUGUAUGGACAAGGGUACAAUAUUAAUGGACAUUUUGAAACUUAAGCCAAUUUAGGUUUAAAUUCAAUUACGGGUUAAAAUUUUGGUAAGGUAAAUUUGGAGUUUGAAAACGGUACAAAGAUUGAAUUCAAUAAUUGCAAAGGUUAUUUGGGUGGUAUAACAAUUGGAGAUAGAAUAUUUUAUUUGGAGGGUCCCAUUUAUUGUAUUGAUUAUGUAAAUGAAUAUUUGGGAGAGUUGUACUUCAAUCCUCCUUGCGGAUUGUUUGGGAAAAAGAUGCCAUUGGAUUAUUUUCAAGGUUCCAUAUAUAAAAUUGAUGAGAAGGAAGUCUCGAGAUGGAAAAAGUUAGGAUAUAAAAAGUAUUAGGGAUUGCAAGGUUCUGCUUAAAAAUAUCCUGCUUUGAGUAAAAUUGAUGGAUUGUGGCAAUCUGAAGGUAAAAAUUUCAAUGUUGACGAGAGAAACACUUUUAAUAUUAUGACAGACUUUCCUUUUGAGGUUUAUCCGGAGUAGUAUCCACUAGCUUCCGAUUCAUAAAAUAGAUUGGAUUUGGUGUCUUGGUAACUUAAUGAUUUUGAGUUAACUAUGAAACAUAAAGAAUAUCUAGAAAACUAAUAAAGGAGAGAUAAAUAAUUAAGAAAAAAGAAAUGA